Molecule: messenger RNA, 1401 nt
Organism: Saitoella complicata NRRL Y-17804
Lineage: Eukaryota; Fungi; Ascomycota; Saitoellomycetes; Saitoellales; Saitoellaceae
Product: Dbl homology domain-containing protein
Exons: 1
Coding region: 1-1401 (466 amino acids)
Biological process (GO): regulation of GTPase activity
Cellular component (GO): cytoplasm
Molecular function (GO): guanyl-nucleotide exchange factor activity
Source: RefSeq, a predicted model, not a curated record
AUGGGUGCACUGAGUAUUCACAUCGCGGAGCCAGCUCCUCACAUGCUUCCCCAAGCUUUGAGCAACACUGGUUCGAGACUCUCUCAUGACACCCUCGAGGCUUACGCGCGAAGGGCGCCCAUCCGUGUCGACUCUGGCGCAUCCUUCCUCAGCCGACCUUACACGGGCUCCGAGCCUGAUAUUGACAAGGUUGAAACCGACAGCUCUACGGUCAUCGUUGAACGUACGCCUCGUUACACACUGUUUGCUAGGUUCCGGGAUAGGCCUGUUCCCCGUGGACUGCAAAGCGCCAGUCUUCCCAUCCUCCCCCACAUCGGUACCGAAAGGAACGAGGCUGCGCCCAGAGUUGAUUUCCAGGCGAACCACCGCUUGAGUUUCAAUGUCGAUAGAGAAUGGGCCCAAAUUAUGAGCCAUCCUGGUCAGGCUGAGCCGCUGUUCACCAACCAGUUCACAGCCUCCCCGAUCUCCUCCGCCGACAACACCGAGCCUCCGAGUCCUGAAGCCUUGACUAGAGCGCCAAGCCAGUUGGCUACAGAGUCAGUUACUGCAGAAGAACUCAAGAGGGCAGAGUAUGAAGCUUCUGUUAAUAGAACUCGUCGCCGUUGCGUUCUUGAGGAGCUCAUCCUUACGGAAUGGGGCUACGUGAGGGAUCUUCGUUACCUCGUUAAUGUAUAUUUUGCGUCUCUCGGGCACACUACGUUUGUCAUCAGCCGUCACAAGCAAGCUCUCGAGCGCAACACAAGGGAGAUCCUGGCCAUGCACGAACGCAUUCUCUCCGCCCUGACGGAACACUUCCCCGAACUGAAGGGCCAGGUCGUUGCCUUGCAGCCACCCAGCAGAGAAAUCCUCGAGAGCGGCGAGGGUGCCCACAUGAUCGCCAGGAUCCUGAGUGACACGUCUCUCAACUUCUUGGUGUACGAACCUUAUUGCACAUACCAAGAAAAAGCCCAAAAACUCCUCGACCGCUACGAGAGGCUCCCCAACUUCGACGAAUGGGAAGCCAGUUCCUGUGCGAUCCUCGAGAGUCUCGUCGAAUCUGCGGAUUCCGGAACCAAAGCAAAGAAAACCUCAUGUCCCAAGGGCAGGCGUGCUAUGACCCUCCGUGACUUGAUGGCAAAGCCGUAUCAGAGGAUCAUGAGGUACCCCAUGCUCCUCGCCGACGUCGCCAAGCACAUGACGCCCGAGGACAGCGAAGCUGGGUAUUGUGCCGUGAAUGAAGCUAUGAUGAAGCUUAGGGGCGUUAUCGAAUACCUGGAGAUGAAGAAGAAGGAGAAGGAUGAGGCGAAGAAGGAGGGCCUGGUUAGGAAGUUGAGUCGCCGUGUGAGCUCCGGCGUGAGCUUGAAACUGAGUUUGACGAGUAAGUUCAUCCCUGGCCACUCAAGGUCCAUGAGCCUUGGGUAG